Messenger RNA from Telopea speciosissima, 2359 nucleotides. RefSeq names its product probable clathrin assembly protein At4g32285. Gene Ontology annotation, biological process: vesicle budding from membrane; clathrin-dependent endocytosis; clathrin coat assembly. Gene Ontology annotation, cellular component: clathrin-coated pit; clathrin-coated vesicle. The coding region runs from base 258 to 2258 and encodes 666 amino acids. NCBI's taxonomy places the organism in Eukaryota, Viridiplantae, Streptophyta, Magnoliopsida, Proteales, Proteaceae. The record is from RefSeq and is a predicted model, not a curated record. Gene Ontology annotation, molecular function: phosphatidylinositol-4,5-bisphosphate binding; 1-phosphatidylinositol binding; clathrin heavy chain binding. The transcript has 2 exons.
CUCUCCUGGGCGGAUCGGAGUGGAAGUCGGAAAAGCAUUAGUCAGAACCGCCGUUGCCGUGAUUGGGUAGAUAUCUCUCAAGUCUUAAUACGAUUCUUUCGCUGCUGUCGUGGACUUCGAUCAAAUACAGCUCUGUUUCGUUCCAGACUUCCAUUGAGUUUGGUCUUUGUCUUUCUCUAUUCAGUCAACUAUAUAGCGAAGUAGAAGAGGCUAGUUGGAGGAAUCGGAGGCGGCGGCGGUGGUGGUAGUUGGUGGUGAUGGCGCCGAGCACAAUCAGGAAGGCGAUUGGAGCUGUUAAGGAUCAGACUAGUAUCGGACUAGCAAAGGUUGCUAGUAAUACGGCACCGGAAUUGGAGGUUGCCAUUGUGAAGGCCACGAGCCAUGAUGACGAUCCGGCUGAUGAGAAGUAUAUCAGGGAGAUCUUGAAUCUUACUUCCUAUUCGACAGGUUAUGUGAACGCAUGUGUUUUUAUGGUGUCGAAGCGGCUCGGCAAGACUCGGGAUUGGAUCGUGGCACUCAAGGCACUGGUGCUUGUUCAUCGGCUGUUAGCUGACGGAGAUCCUGUGUUUCAGCAGGAGAUCCUUUACGCCACCCGGCGAGGGACGCGCCUUCUUAAUAUGUCUGAUUUUCGAGAUGAGGCUCAUUCUCAUUCAUGGGAUUAUUCGGCUUUUGUUCGGACUUACUCGAUGUAUCUCGAUCAGCGUCUCGAGUGUAUAAUGUAUGAGCGGAAACAGCCAGGAAACGGUGGCGAAAAUGAUCGAUUUGGGAAGCGAGGAAGCGGUGGCGAAGAUGAUCGAUUUGGGCAGCGAGAGGAUCGACUUAGGUCUCCACCCUCACGGUAUGAUUAUGAUUAUGGAGAGUUUAGAGAUGAACCGAGCUAUGGUGGAGGUGUUGGUGGUGGUGGCUAUGGGAUGCGUCGGUCGAGAUCUUACGGUGAUGUGAACGAAUCGAAACGGGAGGAAAAGAGGCCACCUACUCCACUCAGGGACAUGAAACCCGAGAGGAUUUUGGGUAAGAUGAGUCAGCUUCAACGACUUCUUGAUCGGUUCUUGGCUUCUCGUCCCACGGGCUUGGCUAAGAACAAUAGAAUGGUGCUUAUUGCUCUGUACCCCAUAGUUAAGGAGAGUUUCCAGCUCUAUACGGAGAUCUGUGAGACGUUGGCUGUGUUGCUUGAUAAGUUCUUUGACAUGGAAUACCCUGAUUGUGUGAAAUCAUUUGAGGCCUAUGCUAGUGCCGCGAAGCAGAUUGAUGAGCUUGUAGAUUUCUAUGGGUGGUGCAAGGACGCAGGGGUUGGAAGGUCCUCGGAGUUCCCAGAGGUGCAGAAGAUUACAGACAAGCUCCUGGACACACUGGAGGAGUUUAUGAGGGACAGAGCAAGGAGGCCCAAGAGCCCGGUGAGGGUCCUGGAGGAGACACCGCCACUUGCUCUGGAGGAGGCCGCACCUAAUAUGAAUGAAAUAAAAGCACUCCCUCCACCUGAGAAUUACACUCCGCCACCACCUGAGCCUGAGCCUGAGCCUGCGCCGAAACCACAAGCACCACCACCGGCACCGGUCACACAAGAUUUGGUGGACCUAAGGGAUGACGGUGUGUCUGCCGAAGAUCAGAGCAACAGGUUGGCUUUGGCUCUGUUUUCUGGACCGGUUAAUGGCAAUGCAAAUGGGUCUUGGGAAGCCUUCCCAUCAAACGGAGCUGCAGGGGAGCCUGAAGUGACCUCUGCCUGGCAGACCCCGGCAGCUGAACCUGGAAAGGCGGAUUGGGAAUUGGCUUUGGUAGAAACGGCAAGCAACCUAACUAAACAGAAAGCCACAUUGGCAGGUGGGUUUGAUCCUUUGCUACUAAACGGCAUGUAUGAUCAAGGGAUCGUGAGGCAGCACAUGAGCACCGCCCAAGUGACCGGAGGGAGUGCGAGCAGUGUGACACUGCCUGGGCCUGGGAAGAGUGCAACACCGGUGCUGGCCCUUCCCGCCCCAGACGGGACAGUCCAAACAGUGGGUCAAGACCCAUUCGCAGCAUCGCUAAACUUUCCACCCCCAUCAUUUGUGCAGAUGUCAGACAUGGUGACCAAACAGCAGUUGCUUAUGCAGGAGCAGCAGCUUUGGCAGCAAUAUGCAAGGACUGGGAUGCUAGGCCAAGCCAGCUUGGCCAAGAUCAGUGGUACUGGCUAUGUCGCCGGUCCAGCACCCAUGAUGCCAUAUGGAAUGCCACCGGCGGUCAAUGGCAUGGGAUCCGGCGGGUACUACUAUACACCCUAUUGAGAUUGAGAUUGAGAUUUGUUACCCAUGUAUGAAUUGAUGUGGCAACUUUUUUGCAUUUUCUUUUUCCUGUUCCUUUCACUUAAUUAUGUUUAUUUCUGUAA